AGUCUGAACUUCGGUACUUGAGAAAGCAGGCGGUCGUACGAACAUUAUUUAAUCGCAGCGUUUGUGUACACUACGCCACAAUUAUUGUAAUAAUAGCAAAAUUGUCGUAAGCCGUAUAGAAAAAUACCGCGUAAAUUACGAGAAAAUAAACGAGAAUGACCGAUUUAAAUAUUGCGGUACUUGGCGCAGGCGUAGUUGGCGUUACCACAGCGGUGGAGCUACAGAAACGUUUUAGACAUGCGAAAAUCGAAAUUUUAGCCGAGCACGUAUACGAGGAUACUACAAGUUAUGUUGCGGCAGGAGUUUUUAGGCCUGGAACCAGUUUUUGUGGACCAACGCAAGAAAUCACACAAAAAUGGAUAAACGACUCAUACACUUACUGGGAUGAAAUUAGAAGAAGUCCCGAAGGAGCCAGAGCAGGUGUUACCGAAUUAUCUGGAUACAUAUUUUCCAGCCAGCAUUCCCAAGCCGUUAGGAAUCGGUAUAUCGAAAAAUUAUGUCCUGUGUACCGUGCUGCUACCGAAAAAGAGUUGAAACUGUGUCCUGGUAACUGGAAGUAUGGAUCCUUCUUUACUACGGUUUUAACACAAUCCUCUUACUAUAUACCAUGGGCUAUAAACAAGUUUAAAAGUAAUAAUGGUAAAAUUAUACAGAAAAAAAUUGAGUCUUUACAAGAAGUUGGCAGUUAUGACGUGGUGGUGAACUGUACAGGUUUAGGAUCAAGAUUCCUUUGUAACGAUUAUCAAGUCGUUCCAAUUAGAGGACAAGUGAUAAAGGUUAAAGCACCCUGGAUUAAGACAUUCUUCUAUGGAGAUCUCGAUACCUACGUACUUCCAGGAAUAGAUUUAGUAACACUUGGAGGUUGUAGACAGUACGAAUCUUGGGAUUUAAGUGUAAAUAAAUACGACAGCUUAAAGAUUAAGGAUCAGUGCGAAGCCCUAGUUCCAAGUUUAAAAGGUGCCGAAGUAAUAUCUCACAAAGUUGGCUUAAGACCACAUAGAGGCAUUGUUAGGGUUGAAAAAGAAAUACUGAAUACAGAUAGUAAAAAGAUCAAGAUUGUUCAUAACUACGGGCAUGGGGGAUAUGGUGUUACCACAGCCCCAGGAACUUCGUUAUACGCCUGUGAAUUAGUUCAAGAAAUUUUAUCAGGAAACAGUAAACUAUAAAAGUUAAGGGUAAAAAAAGCGAUAUAUUAAACGCAAUGUUUACAAACAUAACG
This is a messenger RNA of Sitophilus oryzae (rice weevil), 1219 nucleotides long. RefSeq names its product D-aspartate oxidase (gene Daao1). Gene Ontology annotation, molecular function: FAD binding; D-amino-acid oxidase activity. The transcript is spliced from 5 exons. The coding region runs from base 156 to 1166 and encodes 336 amino acids. Lineage: Eukaryota; Metazoa; Arthropoda; Insecta; Coleoptera; Curculionidae. The record is from RefSeq and is a predicted model, not a curated record.